AUGUCCUCAGACGCGAUCUACAACAUCGUGAAGCUGGUCCCCAAGCCAGGGAAGUAUGACGAGGUCGUAGAAGCAUUCGCGGCCCUCGCGAAGCAUAUCGAGACGCACGAGCCCAAGACCCAAAUCUACUUCGCCAUUAGACCCGAAGGAACCGAUGAGCUGAUCAUCGUGGAGAAGUACACCGACGCAGCAAACCUGAAGGAGCAUGCGUUGACGCAGGAAUUCAAGAACUUUUCGCGUCGGCUUGCGCCUUGCCUGGCGCAGCCGCCUGAAAUGAAGAGGUCGAAAUUCCUUACUGGGUUUGAUGGGCGCUCGAAGAUCUAG
Molecule: messenger RNA, 324 nt
Organism: Aspergillus thermomutatus
Lineage: Eukaryota; Fungi; Ascomycota; Eurotiomycetes; Eurotiales; Aspergillaceae
Product: putative quinol monooxygenase
Exons: 3
Coding region: 1-324 (107 amino acids)
Source: RefSeq, a predicted model, not a curated record